AAAACAGCUUCUGUCCAGGAAGAGAGAAGCAUAAAGAUGAAGAAAGACAUAAUUAGUCACAAAUGUGAAUCAUUUUAGUUGCUCUUGACUCAAAGGCCACUCUCGGCCUCCUUCUCUUCCCUUGCUGUCUCUAUUGCUUGAUUUCAAAGCCAGCCCCAGAGAAGUGGAUUUUCAAUCCGUCCUGGAGAAACCUGCUGGGCCCUGUUGCCUUCCUCCUUGACCUUUGAAAGAGACAGCGUUCUGUGUGGUUUCAAUCAGGUUUUAAAUGUCAGUUGUGUUUUUUCUUUUUUUGGUGUUGGAGGGGCGUUUGGGUGGGGACUUGUUGAUUUGGGAGCCUUGAGGUUUUCAGAGGUGGUUAAUACUGCUUACAAAGCAUGCCAGAUACUUACAAUCUAAUAACCACUUGUCAUUUCUUAUCAGGAGCAUCAUCAGUGAAGCCGCUGGCUGAAAUGUCGAGUCUCUCUCUAAGGGUGGAGGUGGGGUCGGGUUUUCAUAAUGUAGAAUCUGAGGUUUUCCUUAUUUGAGGUGCUAGACUGGAAAGAAGGUUCUCCUAGACAGUGUUACCAGAAUGUAAGUUUUUGAGACUCUUGCAGGGGCGGAACUUUAUGUUGUCAUUUAAAUCUUUGGUUCCCCACUGUCUGUAAGUAGAUUCUUAGGAGAGUGGCAGGGAUUGGCCGCCAAAGGUGCCUGAAAUGGUUUUAAGUGACACAUACAAUGGCAUUAAAUAACAUGGAAGCUUGUGGUCAGAAACUGUGGCCUGUUUUUACUUUUCCUUUAGCCCUUGUGUUCACGCCAGAGAGCAUGUUGGACUGUGCCAUUGUCUUUCACACUUUUCCAGGACUUAGAAGUCUUCCUUAUUUAAGGGAGCAGGCCUUAAACUUGGUGUCUUCAGGUAGGGACAUUUAGUUAGGGUUUUGUAACAUUAUUUUGCUGAUAUUGAGUUGAUCAUUGACAUUCUAAUCAUGGCAACUGAUGUUUCAAUGUAGCAAUAUUUUAACUUUUAUUUUUAUUUCAAUUUUAUUUUAAAAAUAAUGUGUUGGUAUAUGUGGAGGAUACAGACGUUCACUUGGGAUAAUGAUAAUAUACCUAUUGAAUCUGGAUCAUUUUCACUCCCUCCUCCCCUCUCCUUCCUUUCCCUGUUCUCUUUUCCAUUUUUAGAAUUGAUUUCCCUGUUUCUUAAUGUGAUCCUACUUAUAUUUUGCUAUUUAAUUGUUUGUAUCUUUAAUGUUGGAGAAACCAUGUGGUAUUUCACCUUCAGUGUCUAAUGUAUAUGUUUUACACAGUGGUUUGAUUUAAGAAAAAUAGCACACUAAGAGUGUAAGAGAGUAGGCGGCCGUGGCUGUGGCCCCAACUGAGAAGGUGGUUGCAGGUGUAGGAAGCCUGGCCUCAGGCACUUCUUCAAAAGAAGUUGGUUCCGAAGCCCCUGGCUCUGCAGAAGAAACCUCCACACCACGUGGGAAAUCCAGGCCCACAGAGGCAAGUUUAGCUUCCCAUCUGGAUUCCAAUCAUAGUCUCAGGAAGAAAAAGCAGAUGUGGUUCCAGAAAGUUUGCUCCCUCUGCCAAGGAGAGGGAGAAAGGUACGGGGACAGAUGACCAGAACCCAGGAAUUGGAAGGGUAGCCCCAGAAGCCGGGAGCAGGUGCUAGGAAGGGUACAGAGUGGGCCCUUUGGGGUGCUGGGCUCCUGAGCAAGAGACUCAGGGCGGCCACCUCCAGGCACCUGCAUUUAGCAGUCUGAUCUACCAGCUCUGGGACCCCACCCCCCAACUCCGAGUUCACUAAUGCAGCCAGCUCUAUGGUUCUGCUUUUGCAGGUGAACAUGUUCAUUUUACAGCUUUAAAGAAAGAUGUGCAGAAAGAAUUUCCCCUGUGGAGAUUAAUGAAAAUUACCUGGAGGCGAGGGCAGGGGAAAGCAGGCUUACCACUGCUCCCUACAGAGGACCGGGAACUGCCAGGUGGUACAAGCUCUGCACUGCACCACAUAGAUCCCAGUGGACAAAAAGGCCCACUGAGUCACGGGAACCAGCUUCUUGCAAAAGGACUGUUCUUUGUGGAGGAGAAGAUCAACCUGUAUGAAGGUGAAAAUCGCAUUGAGGUUCUGGCUGAAGUCUGGGACCACUUCUUCACUGAGACUCUCCCUACCCUGCAGGCAAUAUUUUAUCCAGUUCAGGGACAGGAGCUGACCAUCCGCCAGAUCUCCCUGCUGGGCUUUCGAGACUUGGUCCUGCUAAAGGUGAAGCUGGGUGACUUGCUGCUGCUGUCACAGGCCAAGCUGCCUUCGUCCAUUGUCCAGAUGCUGCUUAUCCUGCAGAGUGUUCAUGAACCCACAGGCCCAAGUGAGAGCUAUUUGCAGCUGGAGGAGCUGGUGAAGCAAGUGGUUUCUCCUUUCCUGGGCAUCGGCGGGGACCGUGGCUUCUCAGGCUCCACACACACACUGGCCCGGAGGCACUCCAGAGUCCGGCCCAAGAUGCCACUCCUGAACUACGCCUCUCCGCUGACGACAGUUAGCCGGCCCGUGAACGAGAUGGCUCUGACCCCACUGACAGAGCAGGAGGGGGAGGCCUACCUGGAGAAGUGUGGCAGUGUCCGGCGGCACACCGUGGCCAAUGCCCACUCGGACAUCCAGUUGUUGGCCAUGGCCACCAUGAUGCACGCAGGCUUAGGGGAGGAGGCUGGCAGUGAGGACAAGUGCUUGCUCUUGCCGCCCCGCUUCUCACCACCCCACCGGCAGUGCUCCAGCGAGCCCAACAUCACUGACAGCCCCGAUGAACUGGAGGAGGUGGCAGGGGACAGCCAGGAGGAUGCAGAGCUGAACUGUGCUUCCCUCAGCUGAGCUGCUGCUGCAGGACUUCCGAGCUCCUGCUUUGCAAGGACGAUGAGGACAGCUGACCCCAUAGACCACCCCUCCUGAAGGCAGUGCUGCCUCAUUUCUUUUGGGGUGCAAGCCUGGCCUCAGUGCUGUGUAGGGAAACCCUUAUAAACAUCUUCAUUUGGACCAGCUCUUCACAGUGACACAGACCCAACUGCCUGCAGUGCCCUUUCUGAUCUCCAGCCUUGUCCACAUGACUUGGAUCUUCAUCUCUGGGCCUUUCUUCCUCUGAUACUGGACUGACACCAAUGCUCCAAGGGAUCCAUGCCUGUGCUCCUGGCAUUAAGGUGUCAGGGGUUUGUCUGGAUCACACAUGAAGCCAUCAAGGAUGUGCUGGCCUCUGCAGCUCCCUCUUCAGGCUCCUUUUACACAGAGGCUUAGGAGUACACAGUACUGGAGAAGUUUUGAGUAGAGCGAAAGUCAGUUGUAUUCUCUGCCAUGCAAGGCCCUGGGAGCACACCCUCCUUACUUGAGUUUCCAAAUUACUGGGGUGGCACUGCUCCAUGGUGAGUGUAGGUCCAUCCUUAGCUACAGCCACACAACAUGCUGCCUACAUGAAAGCCUUUGGCUUCUGGCCCAGAACAGCUAGAGACUGGAGUGGUCCCUUCUGUCAUUAAGCCUCAGCGUUUCCCUCGGGCUGACUCCCAAGCUCAAGAAACUAACCUCCUUUGGAGUCACUGGUGCCUUAAACAGACUGCUUUCAUAUUGUGGGUGUGAGGGGCUGGGUGAUAGCAACCAGUUAGUCUGUACCUGGAUUUGACUUGAAUUUUUAAAACAUGUACUGUUUUGAAAAAUUGUUUGCAAAUAUUUGCACAUAGGAAAUUACACUGUUCGUUUUCAGUGGGCUGUGUCUUCAAACUAAAACUCCAGACUGAAAAAGCACACAGACCCCUGGGAAAGGAGAGCAGGGUGGCUCAAAAUAAAGUGAACUAUAGUGGUCAGGGUUUAUGGGCCACAGAGCUCCAGAAGCAGUCAGACUUGAGUCCCAAAUGGUCCUUGUUUGUGGUGGUCAUGGUCUCCAGGAAAAGGAGCAAUGGGUGGGGAGACCGUCUGCCUUGUGAGCAGAUGGAAUGUGUCUGCCUGCAGUCAGGGAGGCAGUGGAGGUGUGGGCAAGAUCUCUUUCAGGGGUGUUGAUUCUCUGUGAUUGCAGCACUGAACCCAGAAAUGUCUGGGAUUUCUAACAUGUCAGGUCUCAAGUGCUAUUUGAGGCAACAGACUGAACUGUGCUGUGUCCUUCGUAUCACUCUCUCCAAAUGUGUAGGCUUUUGAUUCACCUUGAGACCCUGUCCUCCUCUGUCUCUGUCCUUUGGCCCUCCUGGUAGCAGUUCAGGAAAAAGAAGGUUCCCCUUGAUUCUUCUGGUGGCCCGUGGUUGCUUUUCAGGGUCCAGUUUACGGAAGUUUUAUGCAUGAAAUCUCACAAUACUCUCCACAGUGGCUCCCAGUAUGGCAAUAGAGGCCUGGGAGAGGAUGAGGGUCCAUUUAAGCCACCACCAGGAGAUAAGACCUUCCAAGCUUACUGAAACCUUCACAGUGUUUCUCUUUUGAGUGAACAUUUUUU
Fukomys damarensis (Damara mole-rat) is the source of this 4424-nucleotide messenger RNA. It is a transcript of the gene Prr5l, whose product is annotated as proline rich 5 like. Bases 1877 to 2830 code for a protein of 317 amino acids. Lineage: Eukaryota; Metazoa; Chordata; Mammalia; Rodentia; Bathyergidae. The record is from RefSeq and is a predicted model, not a curated record. The transcript has 7 exons. Gene Ontology annotation, biological process: TORC2 signaling. Gene Ontology annotation, cellular component: TORC2 complex.